AUGGAAUCCCUCGAGCCAUGCCACUCCGAGGCCUCCAAUAUUUCAGUCACAUCAAAAGAUAAUAAGACGAUCGAGGAAGACGAGAAGGAAGAAGAAGAAUACGGCACGAGAUAUGAGACCACAUCGCGUGUCGUGCUAGAUCUCGAAAUGGCAAACACCGAGUUGAUGAACAAAAGAAACCCUAAUUCAAAACUCCACGAGCUUAAUCUUUUCGACUCUCUUAACCCUAGCGAGUCCACCGAGGAGGGUCGUAACCCUAAACCUUCGAAGUCGAAAACUUUCACCUGCAAUUUCUGCUGGAGGGAGUUUUCGACUUCUCAAGCACUAGGAGGCCACCAAAACGCCCACAAACAAGAGAGAGCAUUGGCCAAGCACCGCCACAACAUGGUGGAUUUGACGGCGGCCCCCGGUGCUCCCCCGCCGCCGUACGGCCACCAGCUGCAGGGCUACUCCUACUACCCCUACUCAACGUUUCAUCAGCAAUUACCUAAUUUCUAUGGAGGCUUCAAUAGGUCCCAUGGGGUAAGAUCACAAUCCAAUAUGAUUCAGAAACCCUACUCCUACCAUCAGUCGCCGUCGUUGUCGCCGUCGCCGUUAGCCUACUGCUUAACCCGGGAAAAGAUGCCUAGGGCUAAUUACAUGAUAGACCCAUCAACAUCAUCAUCAUCAACACCAGAUUAUGGAAUGAAGAUGGAAAAUUUUCAGUCACAUAAGUUUGAUUUUGGAGUUAUUAACCCUAAUCCUUCCACUAAGACCAAUGAAGAUGAUAAGAGGCUGACAUUGGGAAAUGCUGAUGAUGGCAAAGAUGCUUCAGGACUUGAUUUGGAUCUUAAGCUUUAA
Molecule: messenger RNA, 840 nt
Organism: Salvia miltiorrhiza (redroot sage)
Lineage: Eukaryota; Viridiplantae; Streptophyta; Magnoliopsida; Lamiales; Lamiaceae
Product: zinc finger protein 3-like
Exons: 1
Coding region: 1-840 (279 amino acids)
Biological process (GO): negative regulation of abscisic acid-activated signaling pathway
Source: RefSeq, a predicted model, not a curated record